GUAAAUCAAGUGCUAGAAGAAAAGUGAGUUGAUCCCCUUUUUGAGAAUUGACGAACUAGUAUGUGGUGUACUCCUGUACUAGUAGUAGUACUACAGUAGUAUCAAUUGGCCUUAAGCAAUCUGCUGCCUUGACCUGGACCCUCAAGAACCCAUGCACACAUCCCCCCCUUUUGAAUUAAAAAAAUGUGGGUUAUUUUUCAUAAAAAAUAACCCACCUUUUAGAAUUAAAGUUAUUUCAUGGGAAAGAUAACCCAUGGUUCUAAAAUGUGGGUUAUUUUAUUGCAAAAAUAACCCACAAAAACCCACAAUUUAAGAGUCAUUYUUUGGGUUAGAGGAGAACCAAGGAUAUUAAGUAUUGUAGUCAUUAAUGUUAAUUAAUCAAUGUUUUUUGGUGUUUAAAAUGGACCCAGCAGAUUUGUGGGUUAUUCUUGGGUUAACCCACACAAACAACUUGUGAGUUAUUUUGUGGGAUAUUUGUGGGUUGACCCAGGAACCCACAUUUCAAAACCUGGGUUAUUUCUGGUGAAAAAUAACCCAUGUUUUAGAAUCAUGGGUUAGUACAUGGGAAAAAUAACCCACGAAAUCAUGCCCCAGAUGUUGGAUUUCAAAGGGGGGAUUUGUGCGUGUGGGUUCCGGAAGGCCCAAUAAGAGAAAGAGAUACGGGCGACGACGGACGAUUAAUCCAACGGCAACCAUUUACUAGUGCUGCACACGAGAACGAGUUUUUCGAAAGUCCCCCCUGGGAAAUAUCCUUGUCACGAUUCAUCGCUAAUCAAAACACUAGUAAAUCAUUAGCUCCAGGUUUUCUCACAAGUCGGAUCUCGAAGUGUAGCCCCAUCAUUCAACAGUAAGGUASCUAACCCGCAAAUCCGACGACAACAUCAGCUACCGUCUCGGCAUUUAUCGCAAUUCUAAAUUCGUUAGCUACUGCACUAUUUAUCAUGGACGAACUCUUCAAGGUCUUGUCGUCGUCGGCACGCCUGGACAAAAGAAAACGCAAGAAGAAGAGGCAGCGGGACGAGGAAUCUUUCGAUGAGGACAACAACAACGAUACUGGUCUUCACCAAAACGAGGUGUCAACUCGGGCAACGCCCUCGCGCGACCGAACGGGGAAACGUGACACGAGUGAAAGCAAACGGCAAGCCGUACAUAAGGAACGCAUGGCAGCAUUCCGGCGUUCCAUGUCCAUUCGAAUCGCAAACAAACAAGACCCAGACCUACCCGAUCCCAUUUCGAAAUUCGACGAACUGGAGGCUCCUUGCUGGUGGAGAGGGAAGAGAUCCAGCACCAAUAGCAACAACGAAGAUGAUGGUGCGUCGGAUGACGACUCUGCCGAUGACUCUGUAGAUACGGUCGCAGUAUCUUCCUUUCAGGGCAUUUCGAAAGCAAUUCAGCGAAACGUCGAAGCAGGUAGGUGGAAAGAGCCAACUCCUAUUCAGAUGCAAUCGAUUCCUACUUUAUUAGAGCGACGGGAUUUGAUCGGCGCUGCGCCAACCGGAAGUGGUAAAUCAGGUGCUUUCAUCCUGCCAGCAAUAUUUUUGAGUGGGACUCCCUACCAUAUAUUCUAUAGUAACAAAAAUACAGCAACUGAUGAAAACGACAACACCAAGAAGAGCAAGAAGAAAGCAAAGAAGCAGUCCUGGAAUGUCGGGUCGAAGCAGGGAGAGAUUCGAUCCUUGAUUCUAGCUCCCUCGCGAGAGCUGGCAGCUCAAUUGUAUCGUGAGGUCGAGAGACUGGGGUUGGGCAAGCCGGGUGGUAUCUCGUCACUGUUACUAUCAAAAUCGAAUGCAGCCCAAGUCAUUGCAGGAACGGCCGGUGGCAAGAAAGGUCUCGAUGCUUUGGUUAGCACACCGCUUCGAUUGGUAGAUGCUAUUGAAAAGGGGUUGCGUCUAGACUCUGUACGAUUGGUAGUACUCGAUGAGGCAGAUCGACUGUUAGAUGCCGUCGACGGAAAAAGUACCAAACGCAGAGAAUCAAAGAAACACCAAUCUAAGAAGGACGACAGUGAUUCAUCCGAAGGAGAAGAUGAYGGGGAAGCCAUCACUCAGUCAUCCGGAUCGGAUCAAUCACACACAUUUCUGGUACAAAUGGACCGAAUCUUGAGCUCGAUUCCCUCCACUGCUGUCCGUGCACUUUUUUCUGCUACUGUKACCCCUACCGUGAAAUCGCUGGCGGAGAAUAUUUUGAGAAACCCUGUUGAUUUGAAAAUUGCUGCAGCUGGAAGUUAUGGAGGGGCAAAUACAGACAUUGAACAAGAACUCAUGUUUGUAGGUAGAGAAGAAGGCAAAUUAUUAGCUAUGAGGCAGUUGAAGCAACGAGGCGAWCUAAAGCCCCCUACGAUUGUGUUUGUGCAGAGCCAGGAACGAGCCACGGCACUUUUUUCCGAGCUCUUGUACGAAAAGAUGCAUGUUGAUGUUAUUCACGCAGGACGAUCGCGAACUGCUCGUGACAAUGCAGUAGCGAAGUUUAGGAGAGGGGAAACGUGGGUGUUAAUUUGGUGAGUGAACAUGUUUGCUAAACUUCCAUCGCUUUUCAAACUGUUGAGCUGUACACACUCUAACUUUKUGAGUUCUUUCGUUCCAUUCGAUAGCACUGAUCUAGUCGCACGUGGAGUUGAUUUCCGAGCAGUCAACAUGGUCAUCAACUACGAUUUGCCGACAUCUGGCAUCACCUAUGUACACCGUAUCGGACGUACAGGCAGGGCAGGCCGCAAGGGAAAAGCAAUCACUUUGUUCACCGAAUCAGAUUUUGAUAACCUUCGAACGAUCGCCAACGUCAUGAAACAAAGUGGGUGCAAGGUUGAAGACUGGAUGCUGCAAUUAAAGAAAAGGCCUCGUAACCAAAAGGUUCURCCACGCCGCGGGAGAAUUGAUACUACAUCGAGCUAUGACAAAAAGAAAAUGCACAAGAAGAAGCAAAUGAUUCAGGAAAGCAAGAAGAGGAAAAGGCGYAUAGAGAGUAAAGAUGAUGUGCAGAA
Pseudo-nitzschia multistriata is the source of this 2977-nucleotide messenger RNA. Lineage: Eukaryota; Bacillariophyta; Bacillariophyceae; Bacillariales; Bacillariaceae. The record is from the annotation of a GenBank genome assembly.